This is a messenger RNA of Closterium sp. NIES-65, 969 nucleotides long. The record is from the annotation of a GenBank genome assembly. NCBI's taxonomy places the organism in Eukaryota, Viridiplantae, Streptophyta, Zygnematophyceae, Desmidiales, Closteriaceae.
AUGGCGGCGAGCGGGCAGCACUCGCGGUGGGCGGCGGUGGGCGCGUGGGCGGGCAAUGUGGGGAGCUCGGUGGCGCUGGUGAUGGUGAACAAGGUCAUCAUGUCCAGAUACGCCUUCCACUUCGCAACGACGCUGACGGCGCUGCACUUCGCCAUGACGGGCCUCGUGGGCUGGCUGGGAGGCAGCACUCGCAAGGGCGCGUCCAGUGUGCCGCUGGGGGAGCUGCUGGCGUUCAGCGUUGUAGCGAAUGCGUCCAUAGUGGGGAUGAACUUCAGCCUCAUGCUCAACACCGUUGGGUUCUACCAAAUCGCGAAGCUGAGUGUGCUGCCCACGGUGUGUGUGCUGGAGUGGGCGCUGCACGGGCGGCACUACUCGCGCUCGGUGCUGGGCGCCAUCAUGCUUGUGCUGGCGGGCGUGGCGGUCUGCACCGUCACUGACGUCUCCAUCCGCCCCACUGGCCUCGCUGUCGCCGCCCUCGCCGUAGCGGCAACAGCCCUCCAACAAGUGGGCAUCGCCAUGCUGCACUCACGGCAUGCCAUCAACUCCUUGAGCCUGCUCUCCCUCACCGCGCCCACCCAAGCGGCGUCACUACUACUACUAGGCCCCUCCACAGACUCGCUGCUGCUAGGAGGCCAGUCCCUGUGGCACUCUCACUUCGGCACAGCUGCCUGGGCGUUCGUGCUGCUGUCAUGUGUGCUCGCCAUCUUCUGCAACCUCACCCAGUACCUCUGCAUCAACAUACUCUCUCCCACCUCCUUCCAGGUGCUAGGCAACAUGAAGACGGUGCUGGUGCUGGUGCUGGGGUGGAUGCUCUUUGACUCCUCCCUCUCGCCCGCUAACAUCGUGGGCAUGGCCAUGGCUGUCUCAGGCAUGGCCCUCUACUCCUACGCUGCCCAUGGCGGGGGGAGUAAAGGUUCGACAAGAGUAGCCACUGCAGGUGCUGACUCAUCCACUAAGAAGCACGCAUGA